Molecule: messenger RNA, 7436 nt
Organism: Hylaeus volcanicus
Lineage: Eukaryota; Metazoa; Arthropoda; Insecta; Hymenoptera; Colletidae
Gene: CaMKI
Product: calcium/calmodulin-dependent protein kinase type 1
Exons: 8
Coding region: 648-1961 (437 amino acids)
Biological process (GO): protein phosphorylation
Molecular function (GO): calcium/calmodulin-dependent protein kinase activity; calmodulin binding; ATP binding
Source: RefSeq, a predicted model, not a curated record
GAGGAACGCGAGAAGCGUGAGCGUACUCGGGGCCAGAAAAGCACGCGAAACAUCAUGAUCCGUCCAAAUAUUAGCAUGCAUUUAUCGGGAACGAGAAAAGGGUAUAUCGCGGCACGAUAAAGUCCGGGUUGGACGAGGCCGACACGUAUAAAGAUCGUAGCUAUCUAUCCGCAUAGUACUACAUAGUACCGUACCGCGAGGGCGCGAGGCCGCGACCCUGAGCCCGAUACGCGAGACGGGGAAUAGAGCGUUUCGGUAGCGGAAUAGUGCGCGGAACAAAUACGUGUCAAACUCGGUCCACGGAUAAGCGAAGUGGAGCAUCGUGCGGUGCACACGGGUGUCUGCUAUCGUUUACGUGCGUAAAGGUCGAGAGUUCAUGAUCAUUCAGCGCCUCGAAACGAUGAUUUUACGAGGCGUUUGACGACGGUCUCUUUCCCCCUUGCUUUUUUUCGUCGGCGUAUGAUCGGAAAUUAAUCAGCGAGAGGCGGCCGUAGAACUCGCGAUUCUGGACGAUUUUCGCUGGACGGUUCCCAUACAUACGCAUAACCUGUCAGGAAUUUCUGGCCCGCUGUCCACGCAGCCACGUUCGAAGAAACUUGGAAAAGUGGUGCGACCGUUGAAUUUCUCUGUAACAGAGGCUCCCGAAGAUGCCGCUCUUCGGUAAAAAGGAUUCGAACAAGAAGAUCAAAAAGGAUGGCAAAGACGACAAGUCGCCUUCCGUCGAAGACAAAUACGUCCUUAAGGAACUCCUCGGAACGGGUGCUUUCUCCGAGGUACGUCUGGCAGAAAGUAAGGACAGGCCCAAUCAGAUGUUCGCAGUGAAGAUUAUAGACAAAAAGGCACUGAAAGGAAAAGAAGACUCCUUAGAAAAUGAAAUCAAAGUGUUGCGGAGGUUAACGCAUCCGAAUAUUGUACAAUUGUUGGAGACAUUCGAAGACAAACAUAAAGUUUAUUUAAUUAUGGAGUUGGUAACUGGCGGCGAACUGUUCGAUAGAAUCGUUGAAAAAGGUUCCUAUACAGAAAAGGAUGCUUCGUACUUGAUAAGACAAGUCCUCGAAGCUGUGGACUACAUGCACGAACAAGGCGUCGUGCAUAGAGAUCUCAAGCCUGAAAAUCUUUUAUAUUAUAGUCCAGACGAAGAUAGUAAGAUUAUGAUUAGCGAUUUUGGUUUAUCGAAAAUGGAAGAUUCUGGUAUCAUGGCAACUGCCUGCGGCACUCCAGGAUACGUUGCUCCAGAAGUUCUAGCGCAAAAGCCAUACGGGAAGGCUGUGGAUGUUUGGAGUAUAGGAGUAAUUUCUUACAUUCUGUUGUGUGGUUAUCCACCAUUUUACGACGAGAACGAUGCAAACCUAUUUGCACAAAUCUUAAAAGGUGAAUUUGAAUUUGAUUCGCCAUACUGGGACGAUAUCAGUGACUCCGCUAAGGAUUUCAUUCACAAGUUGAUGUGCGUCAAUGUCGAAGAGCGCUUUACGUGCAAGCAAGCACUCGCACAUCCCUGGAUUUCGGGCAACGCAGCUAGCAAUAAAAAUAUCCACGGCUCCGUAGGAAAGUCUUCCUCUUCUCUCAUGGUUGCAGCAAGCCUACCACGCAGCCACGGUGAUACGUCAAAUGCAACGGCUGGCGCUCAACAGCGGCCAGCAACAGCAGGGUCCAGGAUCAACAGGCCCCUCCAGCGACAACCCCACGCCAUACCCCGAUCAAUCGCAAUCCAACCCCAGUCACCAACCCAGAUCAGUGGAGCCUCAAACCAAUCUCAAAUGAAGGAAACCGUUGACCCGCCAUUACCCGUACCGAGCUCGUUGGCCUCGAAUCCCCUCCCAAUUCCUGUCGCUCCGAAUUCACCGUUAUACUUGCGCAACAAACGCUUCAAGCUGUGGGGUAGCACACGCACCGCUCUGUCUACUCUCUUUCAAACGAACGUGUCGUACCUUAGAAAGCAAAGGAAGCAAAAGAAAAGCUGAGUUACGCUAAAUUUUCUCGUCUAAACGAACAAAAUAUUCAAGCCUUUUAACGGCGUUUUACCCUCUUGCCGCUAUCAUUUAAUCUCGGGCAGGAGCUCGCAUAGAUUUCCAGCUAAUCUGCUUUAUUCGUGGUCUCCUGUGACACGGUUACCACUUAUGUACAUUACAGUCUAUAUAAUAGCCCGCGCGAUAUAAGGCGAUUUUCCGAGUCGUUUUCGUUCGUCGCCUCUCCUAUUCGGUUCUCGCUGGCUCUGUCGGAACAGUUUACAAAUAGAUCUACGUUGUGCCGGUACAUAUUAACAAUAGAUAUCGAAUUCGUAGCUAUCAAUAGAAUUUUAUGACGAUAUGUUAAUGGUGUUUGAUUUGAUCGAGUAAGACGCGUAGUUACGUAUACAGAUUAAACUCAGCGGUUUAUGAAAUUUCACGACACGACGUUAAGGAAUCUUGCUGGAUCAAAUCUUAAGUAAACGUGUAAAAACUAACGUGAACAGUACAACGACAAGUUUUUAUCUUUUAUAAAGUCUGGAGUAAUACGAAUAGUGGUUGUCUAGAAGAUUUUUUGCGACCGUAAAAGUCUUGUAUCGUGACAAAUAUGUUUUUAAUUUCGUAAACGAACGUUUCGCGUUUGGAGCUGCGCUGGGACUUGUACGAUACGUAUCGAUGGUAUUCAAGCGAUACGAUACCAAAGUACUUAAUAGGAAGGUUUUUAGAUACCGAUUCAUUUCAGUUACUCGCGAUUAAGUUCCGAUACCCAUGUAACGAUUCAGUUCAUAUGGUGUAAGUAUCGAAUACCAAGUACAUAGGUAUCAAAACGGUUCCAAGUAACGAUACUUGUUCGUCUGGUAUCAAAGAUGGGUAAAAUUCGUAAAACAUCUUUCCGAAAGAUCUCGAUAAAUCGCAAAUCAUUGUGUUUUAUUUGUCAUCUAUUAUUCAACUAAAAUUUUGCCCAUUUCUGUUUGGUGUCGAUAGUAUCGAUAGUCCCAGCGCUACUUGAACGGAGCAACGGCGAAUAACAUCUUUUUGAUUAACCAAUUUGGAGAAGUACGAAGGGAAAAAAUAAACUUAAGGUUUUUUUUGUAAUACGGUUCAUUACCGUACGGAAUCGUGUUGCGAGACUACGUAAGAUCUGAUUUCUGUAACUACUUAUUUUUACGAUUCGCUGAAAAGUUUAAAAGGGAUAUACUUGCUUCGAUGACCUAAUUAAACGCAAGUGUUUAUAGGAAACCAUGUACAGUGCACUGGAUUACAAAAUGUACAUUGUGUACACAGCAUACUCCUUCUGUUACAUAGUGAUAUUAGUACAUUUCUAAGAACUUUAAAUCGGAUCUAUUAAACUAGAUUUAAUGUAUGUACACGUACAAGUAUAUCGCUCUACUAAUAUUUUUAUCGAUACGUUGCACGGAAACUUCAAGGAAAGUGUACAUAAAGCAUACACGAUUCCCCCGUAUGUCUGUUUGCAAGAUGCAAAUAUAAAAAGCGAAUUAUAUAGCGCGAGGUUUCGGCUUUCGUCGAGAUACCUUACGAGCAAUUUCGCUCUGCAUAAAUUUCGAGUUUUCCUUUUCGACUUGUACUUUUCUUUUUAAUCGAUAUGCAAAAUUGGUGUCUGUAAAAAUAAAUGUAAAGCACAAACUCGGCAUCGAGUUAGUUACGAAUUAAUUAGCAAUGCUCGAACUUAUGUUGCAACAAAAAAAUGUACAUAUUACUUAUAUACGUCGCAUAUAUAUAUAUUUUUUUUUUCUUUUUUAUGUAAAUGUGUAAUUAAAUGCCAUCGAUAUAUUGCGAAAAACUUUAUAUAAAUAUUUUUAUAUUUAAUAUUUCUUUAUAGAAUACGACAACCACCGUAUAAAGAUAUCGAUAAGUUUCGAAAAGGUUGAGAUAUAAUCUAGCUAUUUAUAUUUGUAUCUUAUUACGAUACGAAGAAAUCCAUUAAACGUACGCAGUACUCGGUAUUUGAAUUGUGAACAAAUACUUCAACGAAAGGUUCAAGAAUACUUUUAGUAUACAGUGGUAUUACUUUAUUUUUUUAUAAAUGAUUGCAAUCAAGUGCAAUAAUACCAUGAUCUUGUGAUAAUGAUGUUAUUAUGGUUACACUCAAUAGUAAAUCGAUAUUAAUAAUAACGAUGAAUGUUGGAAAUUUCUAUUGAUAUGAUUCUAUGAUCUUAAUUGGAUUGUAUACAAAUUAUUUCUUGCGGUGAUCAGUUACAAUGUUAAGGAUCGUUUUACAUACGUUCGGACGCUCUAUUAUGUACGUAGAGGUUAAAAACGAAUUCGUUAUGUAUCAAUGCGACAAGAUUGUAUUUUUUAAAAAAAAGUUUCCAUGUUUUUCGUGUCCUUUGAAACGUGCUUUGAAAUAAAUCUAAAUUAUAUUCAACAGAAUUUAAAAGAUCAUGUGUUGCAUACUCGUGUAGAAAUGAAUUAUUGCUGUUUAUCGAGCGGGCACUCUUUUUAUCAUAAAAUCUACUAUCUCUUUCUCUUUAACUUUUAACUAUAAAUAUGAUAAUCAUCUUUGAACUAUCAUAUUAGACAUCCGUCCGUGUACCGGGCACUAUUCGUAUAGUAAAAAAUGAAUAUGAAAAGAACUUUAUGGGAUUCGUAUAACGCUACGAAAUAAUUUUGAAAUCGAUAAUAAUUAUAUUAAUUAUAAGGUAGCUACUAUAGUUAUUCGAACAAAUAUAAUAUAAAAUUUAGCGCGAGAAAAUACGCAUACGAAUGGAAGUUCGAAAUAAAUCCGAUGGUCGUCGUUUAUUCCUGUCAAAAUACUUUGGUAUCAAAAUUCAUUCAACUUGAAUUGACGAAAGGUCUUUCAUUGCGCAGAACAAAGUAUCAUUCUAAAGUGCCUCGGAUGACACGAUGAUGGUACAUUAAAAUUAGAAGAUACAAAGGUAUCGUACGUAAGAAUUACAUUGAAAAUUGAUCAAAGGUAUUCUAUGUAAGAAUUACAUUGAAUAUUGAUCAAAGGUAUUCUACGUAAGAAUUACAUUGAAUAUUGAUCAAAGGUAUUCUACGUAAGAAUUACAUUGAAUAUUGAACAAAGGUAUUCUACGUAAGAAUUACAUUGCAUAUUGAACAAAGAUAUUCUACGUAAGAAUUACAUUGAAUAUUGAUCAAAGGUAUUCUACGUAAGAAUUACAUUGCAUAUUGAACAAAGAUAUUCUACGUAAGAAUUACAUUGAAUAUUGAACAAAGAUAUUCUACGUAAGAAUUACAUUGAAUAUUGAACAAAGAUAUUCUAUGUAAGAAUUAUAUAGAAAGUAACUCCAUUUACGAAUUUAUUAUGUUCAUUCAAUAUUUGGUAAUACUUUUCGAUUACUUUCCAUUAUUCAGUAUAUAGAGUUUUCUUCCUAUUAUAAAUAAAACAAAAAUGUUAAAUUACAUUUUUUACGGUGCCAACGUCGUGUCAUCUAAUAAGAAUGGUUCUUAAUUUUUUCAUGCUGACGUUCGUGCGUUAUUGACUAGCUUGUAAUUUAAAAUUCUAAAAAAGGAAGUAAAAGGAGCUUAGCUUGUAUUUAAAAGCAAAAAGAAAUAAAAAAAAAAAAAUAAAAGACCGUGCCACGCGAAUAAACAUAUCGGCAGGAACAUUGCAAAUGUGAUGUAAAGAUAAGCUGAUUUUAAAUAGCAAUGAAAAAUGACUCGUAAUCGAGGAACAAAAAAAAAACAAUAUAAAACGCCAGACUGAUAGAGUGUGUAUGGAAGCGAAAGAGUAAGAGUGUGAAAGAGAGAGAACGAGGGAGGGAGUAUGUACUGUUGACUAAAAUACUUUAAUUGUUGCCUAUAAAUUAAGCGUAACGCUCCUAUAUAAUGUAUAUUUAUUAAAUGAUGCAGGAACAACUUCUUCCUAUUGUAAUUUCCUCGUUGCAUAAGCGUUGCAAUUGUUAUGCUUGAAUUUUGUGCAUGUGGGGGACAAAGUAUUGGAUGUCUUAAUUAUUAAAUUAUACAUAAUAACGGAGUCCGUCGGUGCUCCUAGAAAUUAAAUGACACAAGUUUCUCAAACCUACGCGAAGGAUCUUAAUAAUCGGAAUUACGAUAAUCUAGUUUACAGUGCCAAUAUAUUCGUACCUAUUAAAGAACCGGUUGCUGAUCUCUUUUUUUGGUAUUCGAAAUAUAAAACUUCUGUAAACUAUAUUCAUUCGAGCAGCUAAUUUCGGAUUAGGUGUAAAAUUCAGAUUAGGUUGAAUAUACUGUGCUUGAUAAGAGUAAUCUGUUUCGUUUAGGAAUUUGGCUCGUAAUUAUGGAAAUUACAGGAACGGACCACGACGUUUAAUCAUUCUUUUUUUUUUUUCAAUUUCUCGAUUGCGGUGCUAUUUCAUGGAAUGUUGAUAAAUAAAAGGUAUACAGAACUUAAUUUUUCAAUUUGUUACGUUAGCUCGGUUACUCUUUGUUACGUUGUAAAAUAAUGGAAUUAUUCCAACGGUCGUAGAUUAAAGAGUAAGUGAAAUAGUAAUUACACUUUAAUUUAAUACAGAUUUAUUGGGAAUUCCUUUUCAAAGACGAAAAGGAAGUUAUAUGAAAUCGAUGAAAAUAAUGAUAACGAUGAUGAUGAUGAUGAUAAUAAUAACAUUUACAAAAUUGUAUGUGUUUGUGCUUAAAAUUAAACUACCAUUUUAUACAAAUUAUUUUAAAUGCAAUAACAAUGAUAUGCCUUAUUUAUAAUUCGUUAACUGGCGAUCUGUAGUUGAAAUAGGAAAUUUACAAAAUCGUUACGCUUUAUGUUAAUGAUUUUAUCAAUAUACAGUGGCUGCCUUUGCGAAACAUAGUAUUACGAAUCAACGACAAAUGGAUCGUGCGAGGUACUUAACAUUUACUGUUUGUCAUGUAAAUCGGUUGAUUAAUUUGAGCACAAGAUUAGUUUGGUUGAAAGAACGGUUUACAUUACAUUCUAUAGAAACUAAAGUGUUGCAUAAUUCUUUUUUUUUCCCGUAACUAUAUAUACAUACAUCUAAUAGAUUUAUUUGCGUAACAAUCGUAUAGUUAAGCAUAUUUUUACUUGAUUUAUUACGUAUAGCUAAACGAUAAACAUUUCUAUCGUGUUGUAACCAUUAUUAUAAUAACGUGUAAUAACGUAUCUGCAGAUAUGGUACUAACACAAUUUAGAUGUAAUACACGAAGGUAAAUAAAAAUAACUGAAAUUUCAUGGUUAUUAUAGGAUGUAAUGUAAACUUUCACGCUGUAUUAUAGUUAAUCUUUAGUUUUUAAUGUGGAUGUACUACGUGUAAAAUUUAGCUUAUAUUUCAAGCACAUAUUAAUAUCACGCGAAAAGAAAUGUACAUGUAUAUAAUUGUAUCGUAGGAAAGAGUUAACGAUCAAACUAACAUUCGCAAUGAAAAAUACCUGUGCAAGAAAAAAAAAAAGAAGGAAUAAAUUACAAAGUAGCCCUUUAAAUUUUUAAAAGUAGCAGCCACGAAAAAUUAACAUUGAUAUUAACAUGUAAUAUAUUACUAUGCAUCAUUAAUAAUAUCGCUUAAUUGAUGUUGAUUA